GUUAUCAUUCGCUAGGAGCGGGCGGUGCGCGCGGCGCUCAUCGAUUUUUCCACAAAACAACUCAUUUGAAUCCAUCACUGACAUUACAAACACGUUUAAAACAAACCGCAGACGUUCCGUACGCGUUUUACACGGUGUCAGUGGAAAAUGUGAGUGUUUUCCCGCGAAAAUAAUGCAACUCUCCCCGCGCGAGGAAAACUACUAUGGCCGCCCUGAAUAAAGCCGAGAGCGGCUCAGAGGAGAUGCCGACGGCUACAGCGUCUGACCCCAGCGCGGAGCAGAAGGACCGCCUCAUCGCCGCCGUCAAGAAGGAGGUCAAGCAGUUGAUGGAAGAGGCGGUGACACGCAAGUUCGUGCAUGAGGAUAGCGGCGGAGUGACGGCGCUCUGCGGAGCUGUGGAGGCUUGCCUUGGGCAGGGGCUGCGGCGCCGGGCCCUCGGGCUCUUCAAGACCAGCUCUACCACUGCCCUGCUCCAUAAGAUUGCUAAGCACUGCCCCGAAGCGGCACUAGUGUCUGCGCGGGUUUUAUCAGCUGAGGGUGCGCCGGCGACGCGAUCCGCGUCGGGGGUCGAGCGUCGGCCUUCGGCGCCCCGUCCGCCGCUCAGCAAGCGCGGCUCGGGCUCGCUGCUGUCGCAAGCGCCGCCGCAGUCCAGAUACCUCUGGAUCCGGAUAGCGUUAUUCGAGAGGCAACUAGCGAAGAUCAUCGAGCACCUGGUGAACAACGCCACCCGGUACUACGAGCGGGAUGCUCUGGUGGCUGACCCGGAGUACGGGAGCUUACUGAGCUCGUUGCUUGUCGGACCUUGUGCUUUGGAGUAUUCCAAGGCGAAGGCCCCGGCGUGCUUCUGGACUGAUCCACCAGCGGAUGAACUGGUACAAAGACAUCGCAUGUCUGCCGGCACCACCACACCACCUUCUGUGAGAAGACCGAUACUGAACUUCAGAAGGAGCCUGAACGCUUCCUCUGACGACAGCGGUGCGGUUAACACGGGUUCUGGAAAGACUGGUGGAUCCACGGCAAAGGACUACGUGGAAAGUUUACAUCAGAAUUCAACAGCUACACUUUUGUAUGGCAAAAAUAAUGUUAGAGUACAACCGAAAGACGUAGAAGAACCCAUGCCAGGCUACUUGAGCCUGCACCAGACCGCAGCCGGUCUCGUCAUCAAAUGGACUCCUAACCAACUCAUGAAUGGUUACGCGGAGAGCGAAGGAAUUGAUAAAAGUUUGCUCCGCUUCCACCUUGUGCAUGCGUCAGCCUGCCAAAGUGCCUGUGUUCUGUGCAGCGCGACCCCGUGUACUGUCUACAGGCGACUCUGUGCUGGACCACUGUGCAUCGACUGCGUGUACUGGGCGAUGUCGCUGCAAGUGUGCGUGUGGGAGGUGGUGUACGUGCACGUGCACCGCUCGCAGGCCAGCGACGCGCUCAUUCUCGUCGGCCAGGACGGCGUGCAGCGCCCGCCCAUCCACUUCCCCAAAGGAGGACAUCUGCUAUCAUUUCUAAGCAAUUUAGAAACUGGAUUACUACCGCACGGACAACUUGAUCCACCAUUAUGGUCUCAAAGAGGGACAGGAAAGGUCUUCGGACGAGGCAAAAUUCGUAGACGUCCUCUGCCUAGCCUCUGUGAGAGCGGAGAAACAGAAGAGGCUGAGUGGGAAGAAGCCGCUGGCGACUAUGUAUUUCGCAUCGUCAACAAUGCUAUUACGGAUAGAGAAGCAAUGCGACAUUCCCUCCUCGAGCGAGCAGUGUCGUCACCCCCGCGGACUCCUCGUCGACCACUUGCUUCAACCUCCACAACAUCAUCAGAUUCAUCUACAAUGUCAGUGGACUGUCCUCCUCCAAUCGGUCACAAUGGAGUACAACCACAGGUUGUGCCACCACCACAGCCAAUGGAACAGCCUGCAUCCAUUGAGCUAGUAUGCAGUACGAUGCGCCGCCAGAUAAUAUCGCGGGCGUUUUAUGGAUGGCUCGCCUACUGCCGACACUUGUCCACUGUUCGGACGCAUCUCAGUGGACUUGUUCAUCCGAAUAUAGUUCCUAUAGAGGGCACAGAGACAGGCCUAACAGAAGAAUUAUGGAAGUCCAUGACAGAUGAAAGAGGAGCGGUUACUGACAAAGACGAAGUGUACAGACUGGUCUACUACAAGGGCGUGCAGCACGAAAUCAGGCGGGAAGUGUGGCCUUAUCUCCUCGGCUACUAUGAAUUCGGGUCAACAGCAGAAGAGAGAAUAGAACAAGACGCAGCAUGCAGACGGCAGUAUGAAACGACGAUGUCGGAGUGGUUGUGUGUCGAAGCGAUAGUCAGGCAGCGCGACCGCGAGGCCACUGCUGCCUCGAUAGCCAGGCUCACUGAGGCUUCGGGGAAGCCGAAACCAGUGGAUACCUCAGAACCUUGCGAAGUGUUUGAAGACGACUGCAGCGUCAUAUCAGAUAAUCCACCAAUCGUCUCGCCCGAACCAAGUGAAACUGACCAAAAGAGGCCUGACGUCAAACCAGUCCUUUCACGAGCCCCGAGCAUAGAUGAAGUGGAUAAUAUCGAGAUGGACUCAGAAAAAGAGAAGGAUGAUACAAAAGUUAACGGAGAGACUGAGACGGGUGAUAGUAGGGAUAUAGAUUUAGACAGUCUGAAAGACUUAGACGACGACGAAGAAGUACAUAUUAAGAGUGUUGUAGAAAAUCCUGAUAUGAGAAGAGAGAGCAUAGCGGAGAUAAAAAGAUUAGCGGAAGGUAUAGUUCAGAAAGGCGAUGGGAGAGGACUAUUGUGUAGUGUGGAUAGUGCGAAUAUGAACCUAAACGGCAGUGAUUUAAGGUCGUCGAUAGAUGAAGCCCAGCCACAGCAAAGUCCAGUCCAGCAGCAUACGAGUGUGAUUAUAACAAAUCCAUCAGUAGAUUUGGCUGCUUCGGGAUCUCCUGCGUCUGGUGGCACUACAGCUAACGUGAGCCCAGCUCGCAGUCCCCUUGGUGUGGUCCGAGAAGAGUCCCAUUCAGCGGGUGCUUCGUUCGAUACCUUGGAACCGGCGGGCGACCAAAGGCCUGAAGCGAGGUCCAACUGCGUGUCCCCUGCUAGCUCUAAUGGUGGCGUUUAUUCGAAUGAGCUGGUGGAGAGUUUCGCGUUGAAUUUGCACCGCAUAGAAAAAGAUGUGCAGCGCUGUGAUAGGAACUACCCGUUCUUCACCGAUGAGAACCUUGACAAGCUCAGGAAUAUUAUGUGCACAUACGUAUGGGAGCACCUAGACAUGGGCUACAUGCAGGGCAUGUGCGACCUGGCGGCGCCGCUGCUGGUGACGAUGCGCGAGGAGGCCGCGGCGCACGCGCUGUUCGCGCGGCUCAUGGACCGCGCGCGGGACAACUUCCCCUCGGGGCAGGCCAUGGACGCGCACUUCGCGGAUAUGAGAUCGCUGAUCCAGAUCCUCGACUGUGAGCUAUAUGAGCUCAUGCAUGCCCACGGCGACUACACCCACUUCUACUUCUGCUACCGCUGGUUCCUGCUGGACUUCAAGCGGGAACUGCUUUACCAGGACGUGUUUGCAGCAUGGGAGCUGAUAUGGGCGGCGAGGCACGUGGCGUCGGAGCACAUGGUGCUGUUCAUAGCACUGGCCUUGCUGGAGACGUAUCGUGACGUCAUACUGGCCAACACCAUGGACUUCACUGACAUUAUCAAAUUUUUCAAUGAGAUGGCAGAGCGGCACGACGCUUCCGCGGUACUGGCUUUAGCGAGAGACCUUGUUCUGCAAGUUCAGACUCUAAUUGAGAACAAAUAAGGUCCGGAAUAGGUAAUGCAAUAUGAUCUAGAUGUAUGCUAACUAGGCCACCGGUAAUUGCAUGACUAUACAAUGUCACUGUCGCAAUGAAUCCAAUGAUAUGGUAUAAAUCAAUAUCGUGACGCAUACGAGAUAGAUACUUAUUUAAUAGUACACAGAAGGUUAAGAGAAUACAGAAAUAUUUUAACACUAUUCAACAUCACCCUCUGUUAUUAAAAAUCACUCCUGUAAAAAACUGUCUAAAAUAUUUUUUUGAAACGAUGGCAUCUAUCAUGACAUGUUUACCCUAUUUUAGGAAAGUAUCAUAAAGUCAAAGGAACACCACUAAAACAAGUAAAUGUGUGUAAAUAUUUUUGUAACAAUUGAAUGCGACGCGCUUCAAUAGGGUCAUGUCGCCUAUUCGCGUCCUACCGACGGAUCUCUAUUAGAUUUAAAACCCUAUCCUGCAAAUCCUACCAACAAUUUUCCAUUACUGUCUGGUGUCGAACUAACGACAACGUGUUGUAUGACCACGGAUGACGGCACAUCAAGCUUAACAGUAUGGAAUCUUGAGAAUGUAGUUGUAAUAAGUGCGAUUUUUAAAUAAAAAUUUAUAGUCCGGAUGUGCUGGCGAGUGCAAACUUUUACAAAUAUAUAAAAAUGAUAAUUUCUUUAUUUAUUAUACGAAUAUUAAUUAGUUAGGUAAAUCUUGAAUUUAAUA
Molecule: messenger RNA, 4458 nt
Organism: Ostrinia furnacalis (Asian corn borer)
Lineage: Eukaryota; Metazoa; Arthropoda; Insecta; Lepidoptera; Crambidae
Product: small G protein signaling modulator 2
Exons: 23
Coding region: 204-3758 (1184 amino acids)
Biological process (GO): activation of GTPase activity
Molecular function (GO): GTPase activator activity
Source: RefSeq, a predicted model, not a curated record